Molecule: messenger RNA, 1967 nt
Organism: Vigna unguiculata (cowpea)
Lineage: Eukaryota; Viridiplantae; Streptophyta; Magnoliopsida; Fabales; Fabaceae
Molecular function (GO): zinc ion binding
Source: RefSeq, a predicted model, not a curated record
AUGGACAUGCCUACCAUUGAUGUGGACCUUGGGCCAGAGAAGUUAGAAGAUGAAAAGCAAGCAGGUCCAUUGUUGCAUUGUGAUCUUUGUGAUACAGAAGUGAUUCAUAAGUUGGCACAAAUGUUCCUUCCAGGUCUAGCUAGUGCUUGUGUUGAUAACACAUCAGGAGAUCUUUUUAAGACAGCAGGUUCGAUAGCUGUUGAUAUAAGGAAGGAGAUGAUAGAGUAUCUUACCCAAAGAAGUGAAUCGUUUGUUGCAGAGUCUGUUAUAUUAGAAGGUGGUCCAGACGGUGAAGUUUCAGACCAUCCUUAUGAUAUAAUUUCUAACCUAGUUGAUGACUUUGCAAGUUCAAAGAGGAAUUUGUUUAGUAGGGUUUCUGGAUGGCUACUGAGUGAAAAGAGGGAAGAUAAUAUAGAAGAUUUUGUUCAAGAGAUGGAAGUGAAUGGGUUUUGGACACUCGAGCGGAGGGAAAAAAUUGCAGAAACUUUGUUAAAAAAUGUUGACUUUGAAAACUCAUAUCAUUGCAGCAUGAGUUUUAAUUCUGCAGAAGAUCUUGCCAAUCACCUAGAUGAUUGCAACUUUAGAUCUAUAAUAUGUGAAAAUGAGGGGUGUAAUUCUAGGUUUUGUGCAUCUCAUUUGAAGGAUCAUGAUUCGACUUGUCCUUUCAAGAUAAUUCCAUGCGAACAGAAGUGUCCUGCAAACAUCAUGAGACGUGAGAUGGACCGACAUUGUAUAACUGUUUGUCCGAUGAAGCUUGUAAAUUGUCCUUUUUAUGCUAUCGGUUGUCGAUCAGCCGUUGCACAAUGUAUGAUUGAAAAACAUCGUUCGGAUGAUAUUAAUUCUCACUUGUGGCACUUCCUUAAAGGGAUUUACAAAGAAGCAUCUGGAGAUGAUCUCACUCGACGAGUGGAAGAAAUUAUACAGGCAUCGCCAAACAAUCGUUUAACAGAGGCUCGAGAUGCAAGAUCUUUGAGCUUUGUUGUCAAGGAUAUUGAAGCUAAGCUAGAACCUUUCAAAGUAACUGUUGUGGAUAAAAGUAAUGAAAAGACCGAAGACAAGAAUGGUGAAGAAGAAGGCGGGGAAAAUAAUACGAACAAUAGUGAAAGAAGCAUAGAUACUUCAGAUAUGUCCAAUUCAUCAGAUAAAGUUGAAGUGAGUGAUACACAAAAUGCAUCAGAUAAAGUUGAAGUGAGUAAUACACAAAAUGCAUCAAAUAAAAUUGAAGUGAGUGAUACACAAAAUGCAUCAGAUAAAGUUGAAGUGAGUGAUACAAAUAAUGCAUCAGAUAAAGUUGAAGUGAGUGAUACAAAUAAUGCAUCAGAUAAAGUUGAGGUGACUGAUACACAGAAUGCACCAGAUAAAGUUGAAGUGAGUGAUACAAAGAAUGCAUCAGAUAAAGUUGAAGUGAGUGAUACACAAAAUACAACACAAAAUGAAGAUAAUAAGCCUAGUUAUGUUGAAAAUGAAGAUCACGAAGAAAGGACACAAACUUCAAAUAUGAUUAAUGUAUCUGAUACUACUAAAACUGACCUCUUGGAUGACAAUAAUAAAGAUGUUGCAACUACCAAAUUAACAACUAAGGCAGAUGAUGAAGAGAGCUCUCAAACACUCAACACAAAUAUAUCCAAUGAGGAAGUUGGUGUAAAAAAUGAGGACGGUGCAGAGAAUAACACUAUAAGCAAAUCCAUUGAAGACAAUGAGCAAAUAUUAAACGAAGAUAGUAAAUUCGAAGAUAAGGACGAUGAUCAAAAUAUACAUAAUUCAAAAAUAGAGAUCAAGGGUGGUGCAGAGAAUAAUAUCAAGAACAAAGAUACUGAAGAUGACAACUAAAGCAAUACACAAAAACUUCAAAUGUGCAAAGCUUAUGAGAUAUAAUUGCAAUGGUAUAAGAUAUAUCAUUAAUGGUAAUAUAUGUAAAGGAGCAAUAGAAAGAGAACCUUUAUUCAAAUUUUCAAUAAUGUACUUUU